Fimicolochytrium jonesii is the source of this 2073-nucleotide messenger RNA. RefSeq names its product acyl-CoA dehydrogenase/oxidase. The transcript has 10 exons. NCBI's taxonomy places the organism in Eukaryota, Fungi, Chytridiomycota, Chytridiomycetes, Spizellomycetales, Powellomycetaceae. The record is from RefSeq and is a predicted model, not a curated record. Gene Ontology annotation, molecular function: heme binding; oxidoreductase activity, acting on the CH-CH group of donors; flavin adenine dinucleotide binding. Bases 195 to 1784 code for a protein of 529 amino acids.
GUUGUUCCCACGCGCGAUCCUCAACGCUAACGCUGAUGAGCACAGCAGCAGGCGGCGCCCCACAAAGCUCAGUACUAUCCAGGGUUCGGUAUUCAGUAUCCGCCCUAAUAUAAGGACUCCUUUUUCCCACCGCCAUUCCCUCCGCUUAAAGUACAGCUAGUAUAAGCCAUACAAGAACAAACUCAGUCCUCGCUAUGCCAUCCUAUACCACAGAGCAAGUCGCAACCCACACGUCCGAGAAGGACAUCUGGAUCAUCGUUCACGGCAAAGUCUACGAUGUCACCAACUUCCUAUCCGAUCACCCCGGAGGGAAGAAAAUCAUUCUGAAGGUCGCAGGAAAGGACGCCUCGAAGCAGUUUGACCAGUUUCACAACAAGGCUAUUAUGGACAAGUAUGGCCCAAAGCUCUAUAUCGGCGACGUUGGAGACGGCUUGUCGGCUCCGUCGAGCGACGCUCCUGCUGCGGAGGAGCCUUUGGAAGGCUUGGAAGAGGGUGAUGCGUUCGGCGAGGGCGUGCCAUUCGGUGACCCCAGCUGGUACCAGGACUGGGGAUCCCCGUACUACAACGAGAGUCACAGGAGAGUACGGGCGGCAAUGAGACAGUUCGUUGAGAAGGAGAUCAUGCCUUUCUGCCACGAAUGGGAUGAGGCGAAACGCAUUCCCAAAGAGCUCUUCAUCAAAGCAGCGAAGGCGGGUAUUUUGCAAGGAAUUGCCGGUUCUCCUUGGCCCACAAAGUACGCGGAGCGAGGACCCAUUGGCGACGUGAAGCCCGAAGAAUUCGACUCUUUCCACGAAUUCAUCAUCUGCGAUGAGCUUUCCCGCUGUGGGUCUGGUGGUGUCCUCUGGGGACUGAUCGGUGGGCUUGGCAUUGGAUUGCCUCCUGUUGUGCACUUCGGUUCGGAUUACCUCAAGAACAAGGUUGUCCCCGAUUGCCUGGCUGGCCGCAAAAACAUCUGCUUGGCUAUCACCGAGCCGGCUGCAGGUUCCGACGUUGCCAACCUGACGUGCACCGCGAAGAAGACUGCUGACGGAAAGCACUACAUUUUGAACGGUGAGAAGAAGUGGAUCACAAACGGCACCUUCGCGGACUACUUCACCGUUGCUUGUCGUACCGGCGGUGAGGGCAUGAAUGGAGUCUCGCUCCUUCUCGUUGAGCGUGACAUGCCCGGCGUUACCACCAGGCAGAUGCAGUGCAUGGGUGUGUGGGCGUCUGGAACGUCGUACAUCACCUUCGAGGAUGUCAAGGUCCCUGUCGAGAACUUGAUUGGCAAGGAGAACAAGGGUUUCAAGUGCAUCAUGUUCAACUUUAACCACGAGCGCAUGGGAAUCUGUAUCCAGGCAACUCGUUUCGCCCGUGUAUGCGUCGAAGAGUGCAUGAAAUACGCUCACAAGCGACGUACAUUUGGCAAGAAGCUCAUCGACCACCCAGUGAUUCGGAACAAGCUUGGACACAUGGUUCGAAUGGUCGAGGCAACCCACGCUUGGAUGGAGUCACUCAUAUACCAAACCGUCACGAUGCCACAUGACCUCCAAAUGCUAAAGCUUGGCGGACCCAUUGCGUUGCUGAAAGUACAGUCCACCCAGACAAUGGAGUUCUGCGCCCGUGAAGCCGCUCAGAUCUUUGGUGGUUUGUCGUACUCCCGCGGCGGCCAGGGUGAGAAGGUCGAGCGACUGUACCGUGAAGUCAGAGCGUAUGCGAUUCCGGGCGGAAGUGAGGAGAUUAUGAUCGACCUUGGAAUUCGCCAAAGCAUAAAAGUCGCUCAGCUGUCUGGAGCAAAACUCUAGAUGUAGAUUUGACUUGCGCAAUAAUCUAGACAUCCAAUCCCGUGAAAAAAGGCUGCUCUGUAGAUAGGUGUUUGAACCUGCCGAAAUAUUGUACUCCCGUAUGUUGGUAACUAUACAAAAUCCCACAUGUUCUCCCCUGCACGUUGGUCAAUUUGUAGCAGUCUGUAUGGUAGCUAACCAGAAAAGAGUGAGAGAUAGAUGUGUCGGUCAGAAAGAUUUCAUUUGGAUGAAACCACACAUUCCCAGGGGCGAGCGUAAGAAGAUGGACCAACUUCAAGUUUGGAGGUCU